CGCUACCUGUAGAUUCUAUCACUAGCGCUUAAAUUAGGAUAUGGGGUGAUUGGUAUAUGCCCGAAAGAGGGGGUGGAUUCCUUACUUAGGUUAGCUUUUGGAACUAAUUAGCGCGCCAACGACGGCGUGAAGCAUUCUUCUCAUGCACGGCUUGCGCUUGUGGCGAGAUCGGGGCGGCGUGUUCAGUCGCAGGAGUUGCAUUGGAUUCGUUUGCACAGAGGGGCAUAAAUUGGAGCUGUGGGGUGCAAUGUCGUGUUUUGUUUUGUUUUCUGUAUGAGAUUACAGAUCGGGAAGGGCUGCUUCCUGUGUGUUUGAGGCAGCCGAGGGCGUGAUGGUGGUGAUGACGACGGGGACUGUGGAGAGGCCGGAGGCGGAGUACGUGGUGGGAGGGGUGACGCUCUGCAAGGAGCAGUUGGCGGAGCUGAAGGAAAUCUUCGCGCGGUUCGAUAGAGACCAGGAUGGCAGCAUUACCGAACUGGAGCUUGGAUUGAUGUUGCGGAGCCUGGGGUUGAAGCCUGAGGGGCACCAACUGGAGGCACUACUGCAACGGGCUGACACGAACUCAAACGGAAUGAUUGAAUUCGCAGAGUUCGUCUCGUUGAUGGGCCCGGAGUUGGUGAAGGCGGUGGUGUAUAGUGAUAAGGAGUUGCUUACCGUUUUUCGAGCUUUCGAUCGAGAUGGGAAUGGGUUUAUCACAGCAGCGGAGCUUGCGCACUCAAUGGCAAAGCUCGGGCAGACCUUGUCUGUGACGGAACUAAGGACUAUGAUUCGGGAGGCCGACUCAGAUGGCGAUGGAAGGAUCAGCUUUUCUGAGUUUUCCGCCGCGAUGACGUGCGCGUCAAGACUGGAUGUUCAUGUCUGAGUCUUCUUGCCCGUCAUGCUCGCGUGGUCCUUGUACAAUAGACGUUAGUGACCCAAUGAUUCGGGCUGUUAGUUUGAUAGAGAAUACGGACACCUUGAGAUUUUGCUUAACUCGGUGUUCAGGCACGAAAUUUGCCUCUUACGCUAUUUCAUACCUUUGUGAUCAUAUCACUAUAACCAUUAGGAUGCCUUGUGUAAUAUUUAACUUGUACCACAACCAGAUGACUGUUCAACCCCCACCUUUUCUUACAUUAUUUGAUUAAAAAAAAGCCCGUAACUGGUGAAGUUUGAGAUC
Molecule: messenger RNA, 1156 nt
Organism: Physcomitrium patens
Lineage: Eukaryota; Viridiplantae; Streptophyta; Bryopsida; Funariales; Funariaceae
Product: putative calcium-binding protein CML11
Molecular function (GO): calcium ion binding
Source: RefSeq, a predicted model, not a curated record